This is a messenger RNA of Scatophagus argus, 1430 nucleotides long. RefSeq names its product leucine-rich repeat-containing protein 19-like. The transcript is spliced from 3 exons. NCBI's taxonomy places the organism in Eukaryota, Metazoa, Chordata, Actinopteri, Scatophagidae. The record is from RefSeq and is a predicted model, not a curated record. Bases 155 to 709 code for a protein of 184 amino acids.
UAUGACAUGCAACCUUUGCCCGAUAAGUCUUUAUUUUUCCACAAGGACCUGAAGAGGAGGACAAAAACAGGAGUUGAAAGUCAAGUCUAGGAGAAAAACACCUGCUUGGUUAGUUGUCCUUUUUUUGUACAGGUUUUUCUCUCAGGACACAGAGAUGGGCCAUCAGAGCUGCAGCCUCUUUGUGGUGUUUCUUCUUUGUGAGGCUUUUAUCAAAGAAGCACACCCGUCUUCUAAAUUUGAUGUUGGGGUCCACAAAGGCAAUCAGAGACACCUUCUGAUGGACAAAAAAGACUCUAACAGUACAAACAGCACUCUAAAGGAUUCUGACUCAGAUCAGGGCGAAAAGUCCCUGGAGUGGUCUUAUCUGGCUGCAGGACUGGGCACAGUCCUCACCAUCUCGCUCCUCAUUGUGCUGGCUGUCAAGUUCAGCCUCUUUCGUCGCUUCUUGGCUAGCUACAGACAUUCGUUGCUCCAGGAGACCGACGGGGUCAGCCAGUAUGGGCAAGAGGAGGCGUCCUUACCUAACAGCAGGAUGGGCAGAAUGGGAGGGGUUGGAGAGACUCCAGGAGAACUGGAUGAAGAUGAUGGCUUCAUUGAGGAUAACUAUAUCCAGCCCAGUGAAAAAGACAGGGCAGAGAGAGAAAGUAAGGAAGAGGGGGAGGAGGAGUUGGAAGACAGUGAUGAGGAUCUGCAGUUCACUAUUGGGUGAUUACAUAAUGAGGGACUAACAGCUGCAACUAAAAUGAAAUGACACUAUAGAGAACCGUUCUGGCUAAAAUUCAUUGUCUAUAUGCGACUUCUUAUCACAGGCUGUAUAUGGGCUGUGAGCGGGUCCACCAAAGACUGGACUCCCCUCAAAAAGUAUCAUAUCAUUUCAUUUAAAUAAUUGUGAUAGGCCAGUAUAUGUAAACAAAAAAUAUAUUUCUUUUUCUCUGGUCCAAAUAAUCCUUUCACACCGUCUAAGAUUAUCUUGUGACCUCUUGAAUGGAUCCUGACCCAUUUCUUGGGAACUAUAGAAAGUGCACAGCAGAUAAGAUAAAUGUGAAAACUGACUGAGUCAAUUGAUAUCAGUAAUAUAACACCUUGCAGUGUUGAUACCAUGAGUUUUGUUGUGUUUGCUAUUUUCUCAAAAGAUCUUUCUCAAAAUCAAAAUAUUGCCUGUCAGAUAAUUUCUACUUUUCAGAGUGGAACAACUUGACACUUCAUCAGCACCGUUGGAUUUUGAACAUGCAGAAAGUGUAAAAGUAAACUAGUGUGAAGCAUGGAGAGUAUCAGUUUUUGUCAUUUAUUCAUAUAUGUCACUAUUUGAAGAGGUUUCUGAAUUUCUGCAACUACAUUUCUGUUUCAGUCUCAUGCAGCAAAGCUGAAGACUGUGUUGAUCCAAACAUCACAUGAUGGUCAUCUUCUGUUAGGAUACAGAGCGCACAAAA